CGCCCUCGCCGCCCCGCUCCGUCCCGUCGGCCAUGGCCAGCUCGGUGGUCGAAAUCCUGGCUUUCCUGCUGGUGGUCUCGGGCUGGGUGCUGGUGUCUUCCACGCUGCCCACCGACUACUGGAAGGUGUCGUCCAUCGACGGCAGCGUCAUCACCACCGCUACUUUCUGGUCCAACCUUUGGAAAACCUGCGUGACCGACUCGACCGGCGUGUCCAACUGCAAGGACUUCCCCUCCAUGCUGGCGCUUGACGGUUACAUCCAAGCAUGCAGAGGACUCAUGAUUGCUGCUGUCUGCCUUGGGUUUUUUGGCUCUGUAUUUGCCCUGAUCGGGAUGAAGUGUACAAAGGUUGGAGGCUCAGACCAAACUAAAGCUAAAAUUGCUUGUUUUGCUGGAGUGAUCUUUAUUAUUUCAGGACUGAGUGCAUUGACUGGUUGCUCCCUCUAUGCUCACCGAAUCACAUCUGAGUUCUUUGACCCCACAUUUAUUGCACAAAAGUAUGAACUGGGAGCCGCUUUAUUCAUUGGUUGGGCUGGAGCAUCGCUUUGCAUAAUUGGUGGCAGCAUAUUCUGCUUCUCCAUUGUUGAAAACAAACAAACUCCACGGAUGGUAUAUGCGUACAACAAACCAGCUUCUGUGAUGUCUACUCGAACCAAGGCCUACUCAGCAGAUUUUAAAGCAUCCAAGAUCCCUCCAAAGCACUUUGACAAAAAUGCCUAUGUGUAGAUGGAUGCUUGAAGGAAUUUUUUUGCUAUUAAGAAUCGUAACAUAUGUGCUGUCCAUCCACAGAAUGAUUUUUAAAAGUGGCUUGGUAUCUUGAGCAUCAGCGGUUUUAUAACUAUUUUAACUGUUUUAUAAAUGAACUUUUGUCUACUCGAUGUAAAUUUUCUUCAUAACUUGUUUUAAGAUUUAUACUAGACAUAAUUUAUAACUGAAAAAUAACUUGCUAUGUUUUGCUUUCUGUAAGAAAUAUAAAUGAAGUCAUUUUGAUUACAGCCAAUAUUGUCAGGGAUCUUCAGGAUCAAACAUAACAGUUGCAGCUUUUAAAUGGAUUCAUCAGGUUUGAAGACCUGCUUUCAAUAACUUGGGACUAAUUUUAAAAGCAUGUUAAAACAGAUAGUGUUAAGCUUAAGCAAGAUCUUAAUAAUGCAUUAUGAAACACCAGCAGUUUUAAUCCCAGUAUCACAAUUAUAUGGAUUAACAAUCCCACACACACACACACCCAAAUACCCUGUAACACAAAAUGGAUUUCUUCCUUAACUUUCCAAAGGUUAAAAUUGGAAUUUUAGAUUUACAUAAGGCAGCUUGUGUUCCACUAGGUAUAAUGAGCAGAUAAAUGUCUCUAUUUCUGAGGAGUUUCUCUCUGUAGUUUCACUUAAUCCCUCACCUUCAAAUUGGUUGAUUUAAAUCAAGGCAGUCUCAGGUAUUGAUUGGAACAAUCAACUGUGUCCCUGAAGAUUUAUCACAUUGCUCUAAAAAUUGAAAGUCUCAUCAGACGACCAAAAUGUACAAUGUAAUAUAUACCAUUUGAUUGUAUCAUUUUAUUUUGUGUAAUAUUUUUAGAUAAUGUGAUUUAGUAUUGGAUUAUUAUUUUUUUGUGCCUGCUGGUCAGAGUUAACGCCUGGCAACUGCCCGUACUAAUACUGCAUAUUUUUUUUGCUAAGGGUUGUUUACCCUUUCCUUCCUCUUCCAAGGAUAGAGUGUGAGUGACUGACCCAAAUUCACCCAGCUGGCUCCUGGUUUCUAGCUUGGUGUCUAACCACACCACCACACUGGUUGUCAUAGUAUUAUAGUACAUAAUUAUAAUUGUAGUGCAGUAGGCAUGUCUUCUUGUUUUUCUCCUGGUGACAAAGCUUCAUUGCCUUGAUACACAUUAUACCGUUAAAGACCAAUCCUAUCCCAUACCUUUUUGUAAAAUAUGAAACAUUGAAAUUUAGGAUCCUCCACAGACAAGGUUUUUUUUUUACUACAGAGAACCACACUGUACAUUUAGAUGUCAGUAAUGAGGAGAGGGAGGGAUGGAGCACACACAUAUUGGUUUCCAGAUAUGCUUACUUGUGCCUAGAAUUAAAAAUACCGAAUGUUUAGGGAAAGAAUGAGGUCUAAGAAAGGAACAGAAUCUUUUAGUCAUUUUUAUGGGACCAGAAAUGUAGCUUUAGUAAUUGUUUUGGAAUAGAAGAAUGGUUAGAAGAACCUUACUGUUUAGUUGGGUUUAAAAUAAACAAUUUCAUUUUUUUAAAAAAAAUCUUAUUAUUUUUAUGCCCUCUGUCCCCAAAUUCAGUUCAAUUUUUGCUUGUUGAAGGGUCGUUUAGGGUUACUAGGGCACAAUCUAUGAAGUACACUGAAGUUAUUAAAUACCCUGAAACGCUUAGUGAGAUUGCAUCUGGUAUAAUCAUUGAUCCACCCGUCCCCUUGAGCAGUUAUUUCUGCACGCUCAAGGCAAAAGGCAAUUUUGCUCUUCACAAGAAGAGGCAGAAGAAGUCAAAAGCAGAGGCAUAUCAUCACCACCUCUUGCAGGCUUGAUAGCAAUGAAAGGUGAGCACAAGGGCUAGGCUAGGUCAGGUUUGACAGGUUACAAAACACAUGAUGAAUGAGUUCAACUUAAGGUGCUGCAAAGCAUUUUAAUGCAUCCUUCCUAUGUUGCUUCAACUGAUCCCCAAGACUGUUCAUGUGACCUGAUAUUAUCCCUAAUAUUCCUGUGCUCACCAUUUGUAUAAAAAUACAAAGCUUGGGUUCUAACACUGUCAACUUCUUUACCAUUAAGGAAAUCUGCUAAUCUUUUCUUAAACUGAGGGGCUCCUUUCACAGAACGGCUGUAUCAAGAUAUGGUUGGGGUUUUGGGUAGGGACUUUCAGCAGGUGUGCAGCUCUAACUUUCAGCUCAUAUGUUAUACCAGAGGAAACUGAAUAGGUGUUGCAGUGUUUCCUAUUAGUACCACUUUAUAAAUCCUUAGAAAAGACCACACCUGAAAUACUGCAUCCAGUUUUAGUCACCACAUUGCAACAAAGAUGUUGAGACUUUGUGCAAAGAAGAGCAACUAAGAUGAUGCCUGGAGACAACUAAGAUGAGGGCCUGGAAACAAAAACAUAUGAAGAAUGGUUUCAGAAAUUGGUUGUGGCCAGUCUUAGGUGGGACAUGAUAGCGGUAUUUCAUUAUUUGAGAUGCUGCCAUAAAGAAAAGUGGGGAGGUCAACUCAUUUUCCAAAGCACCACAAAGCAAGACAAGAAACAAUGGAUGAAAACUCACCAAGGAGAGAAGCAACCUGGAACUAAGGAGAAACUUCCUAACAGUGAGGACAAUUAACCAGUGGAACAGCUUCCCUUCAGAAGUUGUGGGUGCUACGUCACUGGAGGUUUUUAAGGAAAAACUGGGCAGCCACUUGUCUGGAAUGGUAUAGGGUCUCCUGCUUGAGCAGGGGGUUGGACUAGGAGACCGCCCAGGUCCCUUCCAGCUCUAUUAUGAUUGACAAUGGUUCUCACUGGUGGAAUGCCUGUUUUAUCCUGCCUCCUGAGAAUUCCCUUCCUGAGUGACUCUUGUUCCUCCUCAUCUCCCAACCCAGAAAGCAACAAGGAUGAAAGUUGGCAGUGAUGCAAACAGCAAGAGAGUCCAGGAUAGGAGCUGCAUGGAAGUGCCAGGAAAAA
Messenger RNA from Ahaetulla prasina, 3640 nucleotides. RefSeq names its product claudin 10 (gene CLDN10). The transcript has 5 exons. Lineage: Eukaryota; Metazoa; Chordata; Lepidosauria; Squamata; Colubridae. The record is from RefSeq and is a predicted model, not a curated record. Gene Ontology annotation, cellular component: bicellular tight junction; plasma membrane. Bases 33 to 725 code for a protein of 230 amino acids. Gene Ontology annotation, biological process: cell adhesion; bicellular tight junction assembly. Gene Ontology annotation, molecular function: structural molecule activity.